CUGAGUCGGCCUUUUCCGCCCGCUCCCCCCUCCCCCCGAGUGCCGCUCCGGCUGCACCUAGCUCGCUCAGAGCUCCCGGCUCCUGCUAAGCUAGCGCCGCCGUCGUCUCUCCCCGGCCGCCGUCAUGAUCAUCUACCGGGACCUCAUCAGCCAUGAUGAGAUGUUCUCCGACAUCUACAAGAUCCGGGAGAUCGCGGACGGGCUGUGCCUGGAGGUGGAGGGGAAGAUGGUCAGUAGGACAGAGGGUAACAUUGAUGACUCGCUCAUUGGUGGAAAUGCCUCCGCCGAAGGCCCUGAGGGCGAAGGUACCGAGAGCACAGUAAUCACUGGUGUGGAUAUUGUCAUGAACCAUCACUUGCAGGAAACCAGCUUCACAAAGGAAGCCUACAAGAAGUACAUCAAAGAUUACAUGAAAUCAAUCAAAGGCAAGCUUGAAGAACAGAGGCCAGAAAGAGUAAAACCUUUUAUGACAGGGGCUGCAGAACAAAUCAAGCACAUCCUUGCUAAUUUCAAAAACUACCAGUUCUUUAUUGGUGAAAACAUGAACCCGGAUGGCAUGGUUGCCCUGCUGGACUACCGCGAGGAUGGUGUGACCCCAUAUAUGAUCUUCUUUAAGGACGGUUUAGAGAUGGAAAAAUGUGUAAGUAUCAGGAAGUGGGUUGAGAUCCGCAUUGUAAAAAUGGACACAUCUCAGAUGUGACUCCUUGUUUCCUGCCACUGGGAUGGUUAGAAUGGGUUUUACAGCACUCUUGAAAGAUGCAGGUCUGGGUCUUCUUUCUCUUUCUUUGGGGGUCUAAAAGGGUUGUGUUUUACACAGAAAAGAUUUUUAUGGCACAGAAAGGGACUUGAGAGUUUUUUUUAUCUACACAGAAAGCUUGUCUUUAGGCGGCUUAAAUCUUAGCUUACACGCUAAACUGAUGAGAAAUAGCACUGUGUUAAUCUUCCCCCGUAGAAAUGGCCCCCUUUAUAUUUUGCCACACGUGUGCGUGAGUGGCAUGUGUGGCACGAAACGUUUUCCACUUUGGUUUACUGAUAACGGGCAACUGGUCAUUGAAAGUCUUGACGUUACUAGCUUUUAGUAAAUAAAGUUAGAGCUGGCUGCUGACCCGCGACGCAGACUGCUUUAGUGAAACUAAAUGAAUGUCUACUAUGCACGGAAUUGCUGGAGGCAGUACAGAACUGAAAGCAUUCAUCAUCCUAGCUCUCCCAAGGCUUCCAUAUAAAUCAGGAGCAAGAUAAACUUUAGGCUACACUAAAUAAGAUCAGAGGCAACGGUGGACUGAAAUAUCCCCGGAUGGUACAGAUGAUUCGGUGAGGGGAUCAUCCCAGGCUUGUCUGAGGUUUUUGUUGGUGGAACGUGUGAGUGGGACUUGCUCCAGAAUGAGGCAUCUAGAAAACGUGCUACCUCUGAGUUGGUAAGGAUGGCCCUGCAUCCACUGAUAGACCUCGAACAGUUGGCCGUUGUUCUUUUGGUUUGCACUAGGAUGCGAAAGGAAAAAAUCCCCGCGCUUUCUGUCUGUCUUUGUGGCAGCCCGGAUUGAAUAGGGGAAUACACCUAGAGCCUAGAAAUGUUAAACAUUUUCACAUUGGCUAAAAGUGUUAAUUCAGGCUUCCUUGUUUUUACAGUAACGAAUUUGGCUCUUAACUUUGGACGUAUCACCUGUCGUCCUAGCUGGCUCCUACUCAUCCACACGACACCAGGACUU
This is a messenger RNA of Panthera uncia (snow leopard), 1706 nucleotides long. RefSeq names its product tumor protein, translationally-controlled 1 (gene TPT1). The coding region runs from base 125 to 700 and encodes 191 amino acids. Gene Ontology annotation, molecular function: calcium ion binding. Lineage: Eukaryota; Metazoa; Chordata; Mammalia; Carnivora; Felidae. The record is from RefSeq and is a predicted model, not a curated record. Gene Ontology annotation, cellular component: cytoplasm. The transcript is spliced from 5 exons.